CCGUCACCCUUGGUCAUCAAUAGCGGCACGGCGGCGGCGGCGGUUCGUAAGACGGCGCGGGCAGUGGGGCUGACGAGGCGCGGCCUGAUGGAGGUUGUUUUGUUGCCACGGAGCAGGGCAGCCCAUGGCAGCGGUGCCUGGGAUGAAACAGUUUCAAUUGAGCUGAUGGUGAGAUGUGACGGGGAUGCCAGGAACAGAUUGCGCGCGCCGGAAGCGGAGAGGUGCAUGGCUCCGUUUCCAGCGCGACGGGCAUUGCGUGGGCGCUGUGUGAUCCCGCGCGCCUGGGCUUCCGAACCACCAUCUCGCAUGCCGCUGCAAGAUCGCCCUGGGUUUGACCCGCUCCCACGGCAGAGGGACGAAUCGAGCGUUGCACGCCCACGCCACGCCGCCUCGUGGGCUCUCUGGGCGCUGCCGCAAAGCGUGAAUCACAUCUACCAGAGAGCAGAACAGUGCCAUCUAGUUGCGCAAGGGCGGCGACGACGAAGAGGUAUAAGACGGCCGGCGACUGCGCGUCCUGGGCCCGCAAUCUAUCUCCCCAUCUCUUCUCAGCCCGCGCGGCCGGUUCCGAUUCCCGAGCCCAUGCUAGCCUGGGCCUUUGCAUUUUUCUUUGCCCCGGCUGAAAGCUCCCCACGAUCCCGCUCCACAGGCAUACCCCGGCGCUCCGAGCAAAAGGAACCGAUCGCCAGCCAUCGCCAAUCUGGCCGUGCAACGUGCCACGUCCUUGUGAAGAGAGACGUCAUUUGCGACGCCCGUCGCACAGCCCGAAGAACAAAGGCGUGCUUUGCAGUCAGAUGCCCAGAGGUAGAGGGCGAAGAAGAAAUACCAACGACAACAGUGCCUCGAGAGUUGCGGCUAGAUCGUCAUCCCGCCAGGGCACUUCGUCCUUAAAUACGGCCGGUGGCCACUUGAGACGUUCCAGCCGCAUUGCUGAACACUCCUCCACGGGACACGAUACAUCCAACACCGACGGGACGAUGGCUUAUGUUGCACGCCGAACUUCAACUAACGAGAAUAUCGGAACCCGGCCGGUAGAACAGAUAUCAAGGAGAAUUAUACUCGAAGGCGAGCAUGGCACACCGGCCGGAAUGCGCAUCUUGAAUACUCGGAUCCGGAGCCGUGUCGACGGAGAAGACAACUCCGGUUACACUAUGGACAUCAUCACUCACCCACCCACAAACGUGCGCCUCGGACAGCCGUUGCGGACCUCGGUUACGAUCAAACUG
Messenger RNA from Aplosporella prunicola CBS 121167, 1223 nucleotides. RefSeq lists its product as uncharacterized. The record is from RefSeq and is a predicted model, not a curated record. The coding region runs from base 88 to 888 and encodes 266 amino acids. The transcript is spliced from 2 exons. NCBI's taxonomy places the organism in Eukaryota, Fungi, Ascomycota, Dothideomycetes, Botryosphaeriales, Aplosporellaceae.